AUGUUGCGGAAACAGCCCUCCUGUCUGGAGAGACUGAUGAGACUGGAUAUGGUACAACAUCAAGAUGCCUCUGACGGUGACGACGAGGGAGCUGUUUUGAAAACGCUUAAGUCGAGGAAGGCCACGUCGGCGUGGGAUAGCCAAAGCCAGGUAGUGAUUUCUACGUACAAUCAUGAGGACAUGCUCGACACUCACGACGAACCUCAUCAAGUGCCUGUCCAUGGCAUCUAUUUUGACAAGGUCUGGACAGUAGGAAAUGCCGGAUCAAAGGUGACAAAUGGGGACAUGAGGAUUAUCCGGAAAUAUGUGCGUGCCAGCCGCCUUUUUAUCCCCCGAGAUGGAGCCAAGCAUAUGCCGGACUGUCUGACAGUCGAGAGCCCCGGCCCAGAGAGUGCAGCACCUGCAGUCUAUGUGGGCAUCUCGUGGGUCGCCAUCCAGCAUGUGUUUAUGCGGGACAAGACCAAGGUCAACAAGGUUUCUUUCGCGGGCAACACGGAAAGCUUCGACCUGAGGGCGGAGCCUUCCAACGUCGUGGCGGAGAUCAACACAAUCUUCCAUGAAGGAUGUACUGUACUGUGCCGGGAAACAUCUCCCGGCUUAAACGAUUUGUGA
Molecule: messenger RNA, 612 nt
Organism: Fusarium proliferatum ET1
Lineage: Eukaryota; Fungi; Ascomycota; Sordariomycetes; Hypocreales; Nectriaceae
Exons: 2
Coding region: 1-612 (203 amino acids)
Source: RefSeq, a predicted model, not a curated record